Molecule: messenger RNA, 1161 nt
Organism: Helobdella robusta
Lineage: Eukaryota; Metazoa; Annelida; Clitellata; Rhynchobdellida; Glossiphoniidae
Exons: 4
Coding region: 295-732 (145 amino acids)
Molecular function (GO): protein binding
Source: RefSeq, a predicted model, not a curated record
UGGAAACGUAAAUUAAACGAUAAGAUCAACAAAGAAUUAAUUGAAAAAUUUGAGGAAACAAGUGACAUCAAUGACGAAAUCACAGAAGCAGACGUCGACUGGUUAACAUUGGCACCAAGGAAUAAUAAAAUUCCUAAACUUGAAGAUGCCUACACGAAAAGUGAACGAUUAAAACAUGAAGGCACCAUCUUAGCUGAAAAUGAAAGGUACUGGGAAGCAUUAAAAAAAUUCAAUGAGGCUGCCACUCUCACACCUAAUAAUGAAGUUAUUUAUGAUCUCAUUUCUCAGUCGUACAUGCAAUUGAAUGAACUGAUGCCAGCUGUGAAUGCAGCUGAAAAAACUGUCAAACUGAACCCAUCAUGGUGGGUUGGCCAUCAAACACUUGGAAGAACAUUGCUGAAUAUUGGAGAAGUUAAGAUGGCACUUAGUAGUUUCAAAAGAGCAUUGCACUUGAAUCCAACUGAUGAGGAGUUGUGGGAGGUUGAUCUGAAGUGGACAUUGGAGUUAAUUGAGAAAAAAAAUUCAACUGAAACCAAGCUGUCUGCUGAAAAUUCAAACUACUCAAAGAUGGUCAUAACUGAGUUCAAAGAUUUGUCCGAUCUGGAUCAAAAUCAUUCAACUUCAGAGAAAUCGCUUCAAAUUUUUAAACCAAAAUCAACUGAUCUCAAUGCUGAUUCAGUUAACAACGACAAUAUGACAGAACUGCCUGAUUCUUACGUUCUUAUGAGAUGACUAAAAUUCGUUUUAUUUUCAAUUUAUCAAAAUAAAAGUUUAAAACAAUUCAUUAUCUGUAAUUGACACUUCAAUCAAGCCAUUUUAACGCCGCAUUACAUAUCAAAAAUUUCAUUCUACGCUACAUGUAAAAAAUAUUUUAAACAUUUAAUUAAUAAAAAUAUAAUUUUUUUAAAAUUCACUACUAUCAAAAUGAGUUGAUGACUUCUCAAUUUAAGUAGAUAUUUUUUGGUUAGCGGGAAGCAAUUUAGUAUUUCAAAUUCCUGGCGACGGAAACGCUUCUAAAUGAAGUUGCAGGACCGACACUUCCCAGUCUCAACGGCACUGUCGUCUGCUGUCGAAUCACCGAAACGUUGUUCUCAGCUGCGCGGUCAGCUCUCCUCUCCGCCUCUUCAAGCUGUGCUUGCACCUUGCGAUACUUGCCCAUCG